CGUAACAGAUGUGAGUUAUAUAAACGUAUAUAACCCACAUCUGUUAGGCUUCCGCUGGUUUCAGUAUUCGUCUAGCGUCGGACGAGGCACACGAGAAUGAGUUUCGCAAACAAAGUCGUCCUUAUCACCGGCGGGAGCUCCGGCAUCGGAGCCACUACAGCCAUUUUCUUCGCGAAAGAAGGCGCAAAUGUCGCUAUUGUCGGAAGAAAUCAAAACAAAUUGAAGAAAGUUGCCGAAGACUGCUCAAAAAUCGGAAAGACGCCGCUUGUUAUUGUCGCAGAAUUGAACAAAGAUGAAAAUAUUGAAAGGAUCAUUAAGGAAACUAUUGAAAAGUUCAAGAAACUGGAUGUGCUAGUUAAUAACGCGGGUAUAUCUGUUACAGGCACUAUCACAGACGGCAAAGUGUUAGAAGCGUACGAUGCUAUCAUGAAAGUUAACGUGCGAUCAGUUAUACAACUGACAGUUUUAGCUACUCCUUAUCUUAUCAAAACUAAGGGAAACAUCGUGAAUAUAUCAAGCAUAGCUGGGAAGAAAGUGAGAUCACCAGCGUAUAUGGCGUAUAAUGUGAGCAAAGCGGCUUUGGACCACUUUACACGUGGGGCAGCGUUGGAAUUAUCUGCUUCAGGAGUCAGAGUGAAUUCGGUUAGUCCAGGACCAGUUAAGACGGACUUUUUCGACAAUUGUGCAAUGCCUGUGACGGCAGACAGUCUGGGAGACAUCAUGGCCCUUAAAAGGGCUUCGGACCCUGAUGAAAUCGCCAAUUUGAUCGUGUAUUUAGCUAGCGAUAAGGCCAGAGGAAUCACUGGUUCGGAUUUCGUAUGUGACAAUGGAGGUCUUUUGUAAAUCAAUGUCAUUUAUUAAUUUAGAAUACCGUUAUAUACUUUUUAUAAUUCACUCUCACGUGAUUAUGUCACAAACCAACUAGACAUGUGAAUGAUAAAUAAGUGCUCAUCCAAAAAUGUAAUUAAUUUUUUAUUGUUAUUUAUCAUUAAAUCUUUAAUUUAUCCAUUAAAUGAUUUUGCUUUA
Molecule: messenger RNA, 1026 nt
Organism: Plodia interpunctella (Indianmeal moth)
Lineage: Eukaryota; Metazoa; Arthropoda; Insecta; Lepidoptera; Pyralidae
Product: glucose 1-dehydrogenase-like
Exons: 1
Coding region: 97-843 (248 amino acids)
Molecular function (GO): oxidoreductase activity
Source: RefSeq, a predicted model, not a curated record